Molecule: messenger RNA, 4161 nt
Organism: Labeo rohita (rohu)
Lineage: Eukaryota; Metazoa; Chordata; Actinopteri; Cypriniformes; Cyprinidae
Gene: prrt4b
Product: proline rich transmembrane protein 4b
Exons: 5
Coding region: 260-3508 (1082 amino acids)
Source: RefSeq, a predicted model, not a curated record
GAGAGAGGAAGAGGGAGAGAGAGAGAGAGAAAGAGAGAGGGAGGGAGAGUGUGCGACCAAAAACGAUUUCUCUCCCACACACAGUGAGACAGAUCUCGCUCUCCUGCGGUGGAGUGCUGGUGGCUCUUCUGGAUUCUCUGUUUGCUCUCUUCCACUGGGAGAAGGUUAUUUGUGGCAAAAGCUGGUGCAUCUGGUGGGCGUUCCUCUGAAAUUCAGACAUCAUGUGAGCAGUGGUCCGUGACGACAUUAGAGGGGCAGAAUGCUGCUUCUGCGUGGGACUUUUGUGGUCUUCUCUCUCUUCGGCUCUGUCCAUGGGUUUUUCAGCGUGUUUGGGCCAAACCCGACGACCCAAACCAAGGCAGACUCCAAAGUAUGGGGCAUGUCCUACAUUGAAAAUUUGAAACCUAAAAUUCCAUCGUUUGGUUUUGGAUCAUGGAGUAUCUUUGGUGAGACUAAAGGGUCUGCUACGACAAAGGUGAGCACGACUUUCCCAGAAGCAACCACGCAAGACUAUACUCUGUCAUCAGAGGACUUAAGUUCAAAAUACCAGCCGACCACAACAACGUUUGGGGAACUUCAAAGCAGCACUGUCCAGAUAGGUACCGUGCUGCCUUUAAAAUCAGCAAAACUGCCAAUAAUUGACUUACUCAGGAACAAACAGCAAUUAGACAGACCAGAACCUUUUAAACUCGAUCCAAGCUAUGAUCUCGACCACUGGCCGCCGAAUAAUGGCCAAGGCACAGCGAAAACGCCACAAACGACGACAUCUCAAAUAUCUAAACCAGAAACACAAACAUACACAGUAUCCACUGCCCAGAGUACCAGCACCACGUAUGCUACAACACUAAGACUGGUUACGGAGCCCAUGAACACCUACAGUGACCAAACUGUAUCCAUAGACACUCCAUCAACAACGUCAGAACUAACAACACAAACAUACACUGUAUCCAUUGCUCUGAAUACCAGCACCACGCAAACUACAACACCGAGACUGAAACCCUUAAACCCUUACAGUGACCAAACCGUACUGGUAGACACUCAGGCAACGACAUCAGAACAAACGAUAGCUUCAUUUCCAACCACGCAUUUUGUCACACCAGCAGGCCCCAUGCUAGAAGUAUCUACUGAGCCUUUAACCACUGCCAGCACUGGACAAAACACAUUGGGGACAGCAAAACCAGAAUGGACGCCUUUCAAAACCACAGACAAGGCGCUGGAUGGAUUUGCAUGGAUAGAGCAGACCACAGGCCCAACAGAAGGGGGAAGAGUGCAAAGUUUUGGCUCAGAUCCUACUCCCACCCUACCAGCAGGAGGGAGAGAGGAGGAGGAGGGGUGGAAGAGAACGAGACUGGAAGAUGAAGCAGGAUUUACAUGGGAGCAAGGCGAUAAGAAAAGGGGGAAGAGCGCUGAUCUGACAACACAAGAGCGACACGACGAGCCGACAACAUCAGCUAGUGCGACAACUCUCAGGAACACAGAAAUGCCCACCACAUCUGAGGACUGGCUGCCCGACCUUACCCAAGAAUCUGCACUUCCUGACUGCAAUGCGGAACGUUCGGGAAUCUGCAGUUCAAGUGACACUUGGCCCACCACCACUGUCCUGAGCAACAGCAGCAAAAAUGACAGCACAACCACCCUCUCCACCAACCUCUCUCAAAGUCCCAACCCAUUUUCAGCCCCACCCAUGUUUGUGGCACUAUAUUCCGAUUGGAACAGUGCACUGGCGACAUGGGGUUCAGCAUGGGAAGCGCACAUAUACGGACUGGGCACUGUGUUCUGUCUAGUCGCUUUGGCCUCCACCCUGAACCUCCUGUGCCUGCCCUUACAGUACCCGUCAGGCUGUGGCUACUUCGCUCUGGUUAGUCUCUGCCUGGUGGCCGCUGGAUGCACUAGGGCCUUUGCCCUAGUGUAUGAUGCGUACGGAUACCAGGACCGCAUGGCAUCCACAGAGGCUUCACUGGUACUUUACGAGGCACCGUUUCCCUGCAUGACUGCCGCCUUUGGCCUAGUAUUCUUGCUCCUAUCAAUGCGCUCACGCAUGCAACUGUCCUAUUCCGCCUUUCAGAGACCUUGCUUCCUUGCCUGCUUGGUGCUUCUGCACUUUGCUGCUGCCUUUGGCCCUGUUGCAUUACUCCAUGUUGACCAGCAAGUCUAUCUGUUUCUGUCCUUGAUCUCUAGAGGUGCCUUUGUGGCUCUGGCAACUUUCCUAUCAGCUGCAUAUUUUGUGUUCUACUGCUACGUUCGUGCUGAUUCCAAGCAUAUUUAUCAUUUGAACAACACAUCACCAACACCAGCCGAACGCUACAACCGUUGCCCGUUUGCUGAGAGCAGAGAUUGGGACCGGGCAGCAGCCGCAGUGCUACUCUGUGCAGUCUUCUCUCUGGCUUGUGCAGGGUUGCAACUCUAUGCCAUGCUGCAUGCGCUCGGAAUUGCUGGAAGCGCGGAGUCCUUUCGGCCUUGGCCUUGGUGGACUUUCCAGUUCAGUUGCCGAGUUUGCGAAGCUGUGGUUUGCCUCACACUGGUUCUGGUAGUUGCUCAACCAGUUUACUGUUCUGAUCACCUUCCCCAGCCAGGGAGUUGCUGGACAGAACUCCUUGCAGCAAAGUCACCUAUCAUUCCUGGGAGCUACCAGUGGACUCUGUCUCACCAGGAGAAGCUGGCUAUCUGUGAUCCAAUUGGGCAUGGAGAGACAGAGUGCCUACCCUUGUACACGCUGGUGGAUGACCGUCUCGGCAGCUUGAAUGGCCUUGACCUUUUAUACCACAGCAACCGGGCAUUGGCCUAUCGUGACCUUGACCUGGACUUGCCUAAUACUCAACCCAACACUGGUGCCCCUUCUGUGGGUUCGUCCUGUACCAGUGACUCCACAGCGGACCUGCGCCCUCCUUCGCCCAUAAAUCUGCGUCGAAGCAUUGAUGAAGCACUGUUUAGCGAAUCUCUAUUUCCUAUGAGUCUCUUCAGCCCCUUACGACCCUUCACCUCUAGUGACCGCUCCCUGAAUGGUAGAGAGACCAACUCCUGCAGUGCCCAAACCCUGAGAGACAACCUUACUCCUGAUCCAGGCCUAUACCGAACAUCUUCAUGCGUGGAAGUGCUACCCCAAGUUCCCCCUUCUUCUCAAGCCCAACCAGAGGGUCCGUCAUUAGGUUUUCCUCCAUCCCCAUCUCCCUCACUGUCGUCAUCUACUUGCUGCUCAUCUCCUGAGCGCUGGAGAGGCAGCUCCAGCUCCUGCUCUCUCUACAGACAGUCUCUGGGUGGCUCUUCUUUGGUUUUGUGUUCUAGUCCGGAAGGACAACAUCCACCACCUUCUACCCUCAGUGGGGGUUCCAGCCACACUGCCAGCUCUGGCCACCAAAGGGGAAGCUUACAGAGACCCUACAGAACAUUAAAGUCAGAAGAGAGUAUGGACCAGCAGUCAGAGUUUGACCAAUCUGUCCAAGAAGAAUUUAUCAGUGUGUGCAGACAAAUUGAUGCUUUGAGCAUCUGCAGUGAGACUAUUGACCUCUAGAGGGAGACCUCUACUUUCAGACAGAACAAAAUGAUGUAACAUGAAGAAACCAAAAUAGUUUCAGAGAUAUGAUGAGCAGGUGAUGGACAGAUCAGGUGAUUUGGUGAGUUUGUUUGCCAGGGUGUCAAAACACAUUUGCUUUGGUAAAUGUUUUGUGGACUAGAACUGUGCCAAAUGUUUAAUUUUGUAAGGCUUUGUUGGUUUUUGUCAGGUAAGUUCUCCAAAGAGAUGGAUUCUGAAGUCAAUAUCCUUGUAAAGGUUUAAGAAGUGCCACCAAUCGCCAGAAGCUUAGGCAGAUUUUGUACAAAAGUUCUUCGAUGAUUGAUACAUUUGUAAUUGUAAAACAUUUCAAAAUUUCUCUAUAAUGCUAACAGUGAUGUUUGUAUGAAUUUGUACAAAAUCCCUUUUUGGUCUAUACGAUUAAUACUGUGAGAGUGCGAACUACUGAUAACCAUGCUGUUAAACAAAUACUAGGCAAUCUAGCAGAAAAUAGUUUCAAAUGAAAUACAGUAUAACCUGCCAAUCCAAUUUUUGAAACCUUUAGAAAAGUUAAUUGUCAAGUCCCUGCUGUUUUUGCAACAAUGCAUUUUGUUGAAGGGCCUAACAGUUUUAUCAACUAAGAAAGAGAAAACAUCUCUUAAGACAAGAGAGAA